CGCAGGUUUCUGAUGCUGACUGCAGACGUGGAUUGUUAGCUACUAGUUCACUGAACAGAUUAAUUACAUUUAUGACGAUCCUUAGACAUUUCUGAAAAGCAAAUAUGCUGGAUUUUGCUAUAUUUGCAGUGACAUUUGUCAUUAUCCUCAUCGGUGCCGUCCUGUAUUUGUAUCCGUCUUCUAGACGAGCCUCAGGUGUUCCUGGACUAAAUCCCACUGAAGAGAAAGAUGGGAAUCUGCAAGAUAUAGUGAACAAAGGAAGCCUGCAUGAGUUCCUGGUGGGUCUCCAUGAUGAGUUUGGGUCAGUGGCAUCUUUCUGGUUCGGCAGGAGACCAGUGGUCAGCCUGGGCGCUGUGGACCAACUGCGACAACACAUCAACCCCAACUGGACCACGGAUUCCUUUGAGACAAUGCUCAAGUCGCUGCUUGGUUACCAGUCAGGUUCAGGAGUGGGAGCGACUGAGUCGAUGAUAAGAAAAAAGGUGUAUGAGGGAGCUAUCAAUAAAACCUUGGAGAACAACUUCCCUCUAUUGCUUCAGCUGGUGGAGGAGCUGGUUGAUAAGUGGGCAUCUUAUCCUGAAUCACAGCACACACCACUUUGUGCUCAUCUGCUUGGAUUGGCAAUGAAGGCUGUCACUCAGCUUGCCAUGGGGAGUCGCUUUCAGGAUGAUGCUGAGGUCAUUCGGUUUCGUAAGAACCAUGAAGCGAUCUGGUCAGAGAUCGGUAAAGGUUAUCUGGAUGGAGAGAAGAGUUCCAGCAGAAAGGCCCAUUAUGAGAGUGCUCUGGCUGAGAUGGAGUCAGUGUUGAAGUCUGUGGGAAAGCAGAGAGUUGGGCAAGGAUCCAGUCACUCAUCUUUUGUUAACUAUUUACUACAGGCCAAUCUGACAGAGCAGCAGGUGAUGGAGGAUGGGAUGGUUUUUACUCUAGCUGGCUGUGUCAUCACUGCUAACUUGUGCAUCUGGGCAGUUCACUUCCUAUCAGUCUCAGAAGCAGUGCAGGAUCGGCUCUAUAAUGAACUUGUUGAAGUCCUCGGAGAUGAGCCUGUUUCCUUAGAGAAGAUUCCACAGCUUAGAUACUGCCAGCAAGUGCUGAAUGAAACUGUCCGCACAGCCAAACUGACACCCAUGGCUGCCAGAUUACAGGAGGUGGAGGGCAAGGUGGACCAACACCUCAUUCCCAAAGAAACUUUGGUUAUCUAUGCCCUGGGUGUCGUCCUUCAAGAUGCAGAUACUUGGUCACUUCCAUACAGGUUUAACCCUGAUAGAUUUGCUGAUGAGUCCGUGAUGAAGAGCUUCUCGCUGCUUGGGUUUUCAGGGAGUCAGGCCUGCCCUGAACUAAGAUUUGCAUAUACUGUGGCCGCAAUGCUGCUCAGCACGCUGGUGCGCAGGUUGAGACUGCACAGUAUUAAAGGGCAGGUGGUUGAGGCCAGGUAUGAGCUGGUGACCACACCUAAAGAUGACACCUGGAUCACAGUCAGCAAGAGGAACUGAAGGACUCGUAUCUCACGUCCAUGACAGCCUCUUCUGGGAAAUGUGAAUUAUACAUGGACAAUGGCAUGUGCUUAACGUUGUGUCGGGCAGCAAUUGAUGAGAUCAAUGCGAUGUCAUAUAAAAAUGGUCCAGGUUAUUGAAACUAUAUGCCACAGUUUUUAGAGCUUCAUUCCGUCAAAAUGCCACGGUCAACAACAUUUCAUAAAGUAAACAAUGAAUCCAAUCUUUUAACUGAAAUCUUUCAAUACUAAUACAAAUAAAAAUGUAUAUCUCUGUA
Molecule: messenger RNA, 1767 nt
Organism: Pimephales promelas (fathead minnow)
Lineage: Eukaryota; Metazoa; Chordata; Actinopteri; Cypriniformes; Leuciscidae
Gene: cyp20a1
Product: cytochrome P450 family 20 subfamily A member 1
Cellular component (GO): membrane
Molecular function (GO): monooxygenase activity; heme binding; iron ion binding
Source: RefSeq, a predicted model, not a curated record